AUGUCAGAGGGAGCUACACAAGUUGUGAAAUCCUUGUUUGUCACCCUUCGGCGAGGAUUUGCCGGCACACCUUGGUUCCACCGCCGCAUUUUAGACGCUUUAGGCUUGAAACGUAGGCAUCAAUGCGUUGAAAAGCCAAACAACCCGUCGAUUAGGGGCAUGCUGUCGAAGGUCCCUCACUUGGUCAUCAUUGAAACGGACCGAAUGCGUUACCUGCGUGAGAUGAAGGAGUACUACGAGCAGCUGCCGCGAACACCCUGGGUGUUGCACCACAGCCCCCUUCAAGCGGCUGCGCUACGGGGUGCUAGCAGUGCCAACGGCACUGACCCUGCCGCCACUGAAACAUCAGCCGCGGGGACGCUGACACAGCUGCCGCCGCCUCCGCAGCCAGUCCGUGUGACUCCCUACGCGAUGCAGCACCUCCGGGAGCACGUGAUGGCCAAGGGCAUGGAGGGGUACGACACACUGGCUCCGAAACCGCAAGUGCCACGGCAAUACUUCUUAGAACAAGCCAAGGCCCGUCGGGUCAAGAUCCUGACGGAACGGGGGCUGUUUGGCGCGGACGCGUGCCGGGAGCAUGCGGAGGCGCUGCGACCUAAGGCUUACCGCCGCCGCAUCGGGCUACGAGAUUGAGAGCUCAUGGCCACUGUCAUAAGCUUCAUGUCUGCACACAUGCACACACGCACGGGAAAUGCACUUAGCAGGCCCAUGGGGGUUUUAGGGCUUAGGGAGGGCCAUCGGAGCCAAAACCGGCUGAGACGACGGAAUGGGACCUGACGCGUUCAGGUUUGGAGUGAAAAGAACUGUGAAAGGGUUAUAGUAGCAGCUCCUUUUCGUCGGUAGGCCGCAAGUUAGGCAGGUAGGUUGUCAGGUGGUAUCUGGGUGGCGCUUGGCGGGGUAAUGAGGGCUUCUUGCCGGGCCGGCUGGGAUAAUGAGCCGCCACUCCCAUCAUGCAUGCUUCAGGUGCUGCCUUUGCCGCAGCAGGAGGAUCGAGAGCUUUGCAAAGCUGGGGAUUGUUGAAUAUAUGGUUUUUAGUUUAGUUGCUUCCUCCUUGUCGUGCUUACCAGCAGCGGUGGUGGUGAUGUUGGAAUGGGGGAUAGGGCUAUGGGCUGGAAAGAGAGCUAUCUUCUUGUCCAAAGGAAAAGGGGGACAAGAGGGGAGGGGAAAGACGGGGUAACACGGUAAGAUACUGCCGGGUGGAGUGCUGCCGAGCGUUUGAUGUGCAAGUCGGGACGCCCCUGUGGGCGCUGAUCUAGGAGUGCUGGAACGCGCCCUGAAUUACUGGAGGGUGGGCGUGGUCACAUUAUGUUUUGCCGUACCGGGGAGCUGAUAUUCCGAGGCCACGGUUCGCCUCUCAAGUCCGCGGGACGCUUAGCCCUUGAUACAACCCUCCGCCGUAAGGACGUGGGGCAGUAUCGCAGUUUGGCCCGCACAGACCUGCCUGGGUGACUUUCAAACGCUUACCUUUUAAAAAGGUGUCCCU
This is a messenger RNA of Volvox carteri f. nagariensis, 1483 nucleotides long. It is a transcript of the gene mrpL30, whose product is annotated as mitochondrial ribosomal protein L30. Bases 1 to 633 code for a protein of 210 amino acids. Gene Ontology annotation, molecular function: structural constituent of ribosome. Gene Ontology annotation, cellular component: large ribosomal subunit; mitochondrion. NCBI's taxonomy places the organism in Eukaryota, Viridiplantae, Chlorophyta, Chlorophyceae, Chlamydomonadales, Volvocaceae. The transcript has 2 exons. The record is from RefSeq and is a predicted model, not a curated record. Gene Ontology annotation, biological process: translation.